Molecule: messenger RNA, 1050 nt
Organism: Emys orbicularis (European pond turtle)
Lineage: Eukaryota; Metazoa; Chordata; Testudines; Emydidae
Gene: MTUS2
Product: microtubule associated scaffold protein 2
Exons: 9
Coding region: 1-1050 (349 amino acids)
Cellular component (GO): nucleus; cytoplasm
Molecular function (GO): microtubule binding
Source: RefSeq, a predicted model, not a curated record
AUGGGCCAGUGCUGCUGCAAGCUUUAUUACUGCCUUCAGUGCCUGGACAAGACGAAUGAAAGUGCCCUUGUGAAAGAAAAGGAGCUAUCAGUCGAGCUUGCAAACAUCAGGGAUGAAGUUGCUCUCAACACAGCAAGAUGUGAGAAAUUACAAAAAGAGAAGGAGGAACUGGAAAGAAGGUUUGAGGAGGAGGUGAGGAAGCUGCAUUGGCGACAGCAAGAAGAGCUGCGUGCCCUUGAGGAGAGGUUGCAGUUACAGUACAGGGGCGAAAUGGACCUCUUGCAAGAGGAACACAGACUUCAACUUGUGAGGAUCAAGUGUCAGCACCAAGAACAGGUGGAAGAUAUUUCAGCCACUCACGAAGCUGCAAUGUUAGAGAUGGAAAACAAUCACACAGUUGCCAUUGCAGUACUCCAGGAUGAUCAUGACAACAAAGUUCAAGAACUGAUGUCUGCCCACGAACUGGAAAAGAAAGAAUUGGAAGAGAGUUUUGAAAAACUGCGGCUUUCACUCCAGGACCAAGUAGAUACCCUCACCUUCCAGAGCCAUUCUCUAAGGGACAAGGCAAAGCGAUUUGAAGAGGCUUUAAAGAAAAACACUGAAGAGCAACUAGAGGUUGCACUAGCUCCAUAUCAGCACUUAGAAGAAGAUAUGAACAGCCUGAAGCAGGUUUUGGAAAUGAAGAAUCUGCUAAUUCAUCAACAGGAAAAGAGGAUCAUGGAACUGGAAAAGCUGGCUGAAAAAAAUACAAUAUUGGAAGAAAAAAUUCAGGUGCUGCAACAGCAGAAUGAAGACAUGAGAGUCCGGAUUGAUCAAAAUACCGUUGUGACAAGGCAGUUAUCUGAGGAAAAUGCUAAUCUUCAAGAAUACGUGGAGAAAGAAACCAAGGAAAAGAAGAGGUUAAGCAGGACUAAUGAAGAGCUGCUUUGGAAGCUCCAGACAGCGGAGCCCAUGAGCCCCGUUAAACUGUCUCCUACGUCUCCUACACCUAUUUAUCGCUGUUCAUCGGGGCCUCCUACUCCCGCAAAAGUCAGCACGGUGCCAAGAUGA